Messenger RNA from Medioppia subpectinata, 1485 nucleotides. NCBI's taxonomy places the organism in Eukaryota, Metazoa, Arthropoda, Arachnida, Sarcoptiformes, Oppiidae. The record is from the annotation of a GenBank genome assembly.
AUGCCAUCUGUUGAUAGGAUUGACUGCUCUAAUGAUAUGAUGAAAGAUAUGGUUUCAAAACCCAUAGCGAAGACUGAUUUCAAAGUCUUCAAUGCCUUCAAUACCAUCGAAGGCGACAAAACUAAUCGCCAGAAGUCUUGCGUUGUUUUACCGCAAAGAUAUUUGGCGUUAAUGUCUUUGUCGAUGGGUUUUAUACUGAUAUGGAUAUCAAUGAUGGCAUCGGUUCUCGUGUCCAACACUUUUAAAGACAAUGUGAUUGACUGCUCUAAUGAUAUGAUGAAAGAUAUGGUUUCAAAACCCAUAGCGAAGACUGAUUUCAAAGUCUUCAAUGCCUUCAAUACCAUCGAAGGCGACAAAACUAAUCGCCAGAAGUCUUGCGUUGUUUUACCGCAAAGAUAUUUGGCGUUAAUGUCUUUGUCGAUGGGUUUUAUACUGAUAUGGAUAUCAAUGAUGGCAUCGGUUCUCGUGUCCAACACUUUCAAAGACAAUGUGUCGGCGAAACAAACGCUUCAUGUCUUUCAAACUCACAAACAAAUGGCGAGAAUUGUCUUCUCUAUUGGACACGAAAUGGUCUCGACAGUGGAUUGGUUGGUAUCCAUUGAAUCCAAACCCAGAUCUCGUUCGUUGACAAUAGAGGAAGCGAUAGGAAUCACUUGGAAAAUGACUGAUUCAGUCAUCGCUGAUGUCAGACGUGUUUGCAAUGACGAAGAACUUCCCAAACUCUUGACUCUCAUUGAAUUCAAAUUAUCGAAAAUCAGAUCCAACGAAGUCUUCGUCGGACAAAAUCCACUCAAAAUCAUUAAAUCUUAUGACACUUUGUUUGAAGCGAUCGAAAGAAAAAGCUUUUCAUUAGAUUUCGCUUCCAACCCAUCGACAGUCAAACCAGACAUUCAGACUUCUAUCACAUAUCCAUUAUUUAUCAAAGGAAUGGCGAAACGAUUCUCUGAACUAUCACUCGGAACAGUAUUUGUUAGAUCCGACAUCACUAUCAAUAAAUCAGAUUAUUAUUACUACCACUUUAUUAGUAAACAUCUAAUCGAUAGCGCAUUUCAAUUGAACCCAAGAGUACAGAACCGAUAUUUUGAGCUUCAAGACAGUGACGGCACGUCCGAAGUGUUGGUCACUCUAAUGGAUGAUAAUCUCAACCGACGGGACAAUCAUUUGGCGAACCUUUACUUGAAUUCUGUCAAGAAUGAGAUCGCGAUACUUCUUCGCGCGCGAGACUUUCUAAACACAUCUGUGUCCGCACAAGUGACCCAAUCGGUGACACUUAAUGAUAGAGUGUUGGCCUUUCACGUGACCAUCGCUGUGAUCGCCGUCUUCGCCGUCAUUCUAAGCCUCACUCUCUUGUGUUCGGCGUUUGGAUACAAACAAAAUAAAAAUGUCUUAAGAACUGACACCAAUGGCGAACGCAAUGAUAACACAGUCUAUAGCAUUGAAUUUGAUGACAAAGUUCAGAUCUUUGGAACCAAUUCAUCCAAAUAA